Aphanomyces invadans is the source of this 2081-nucleotide messenger RNA. Its product is annotated as methylenetetrahydrofolate reductase. The transcript is spliced from 3 exons. The record is from RefSeq and is a predicted model, not a curated record. The coding region runs from base 39 to 1814 and encodes 591 amino acids. Gene Ontology annotation, biological process: tetrahydrofolate interconversion. Gene Ontology annotation, molecular function: methylenetetrahydrofolate reductase [NAD(P)H] activity; FAD binding. NCBI's taxonomy places the organism in Eukaryota, Oomycota, Saprolegniomycetes, Saprolegniales, Verrucalvaceae. Gene Ontology annotation, cellular component: cytosol.
GGUUUGGACGGCGCAGACGGCACGAGCGCAGGACGACGAUGAAGAUCAUCGACAAGAUCAACGACAAGAUCGAGAAGAAGGAGGCGUUCUACUCGUUCGAGUUCUUCCCACCUAAAACCCCUGCUGGUGUCACCAAUCUGUACUCGCGCAUGGACCGCAUGGCGUUGUUGGAACCGCUCUACUGUGAUAUGACGUGGGGCGCGGGUGGCAGCACGGCCAACAAGACCAUCGAGCUCAGCGCCAACGCACAAAAGUUGAGCGGUCUCGAGAUGCUCAUGCACUUGACCUGCACAAACAUGCCCAAAGGUAGCAUCAAGAACGCGCUCGACUCGGCCAAGGACGCAGGGAUCCAGAAUAUUCUCGCGUUGCGUGGGGAUCCGCCGCGCGGCCAGACCGAGUUCAAGGAAUGCGAAGGUGGGUUCUCAUUCGCGAUCGAUCUCGUCAAGUACAUUCGAGAGGAGUACGGGGACUAUUUCUGCAUUGCCGUUGCCGGGUACCCUGAAGGGCACUCGGACGCCGACGACCUGGACACGGACAUUUUGCAUCUCAAGGAGAAGGUUGACGCCGGCGCAGACUUCGUCGUGACGCAGUUGUUUUACGACGUGAAGAAUUACCUCAAAUUUGUCGACAAGUGCCGCGCCGUUGGUGUGACUGUCCCGAUCGUGCCAGGGAUCAUGCCCAUUCAAAACUACAAUGGCUUUGUGCGCAUGAGCACCAUGUGCAGCCACGUCCCUGAGGAGAUUCUCCAAGCUCUGGAACCGAUCAAGGACAACGACGAAGCCGUCAAAGAAUACGGCGUCCAACUCGGCAUUCACAUGUGCAAAGAGCUUCUCGCGCAGGGCGUGCCGGGGCUCCACAUCUACACGCUCAACUUGGAGCGGUCCACGCGACUGAUUCUAGAAGGCCUUGGCUUGACCGCCACCGCCCGCCGCGAACUCCCUUGGCGACCGUCGACGCUCGCCAAGCGCGCCGGUGAAUCGGUUCGUCCCAUCUUCUGGGCCAACCGCCCCAAGAGCUACUUGGACCGCACGGCCAAUUGGGACGAAUUCCCGAACGGAAGGUGGGGGUCGAGCGAAAGCCCUGCGUUCGGCGAGCUCAACGAGUCGUACUACUUGCAUGCGACCGCGUCGGUGCAGGAGCGCAAGGCAAUGUGGGGCGAAAACCCCGUCACUUACGAAGACGUGUACGAAACGUUUACCCGCUACGUCAUGGGCGCCGUCAAGUCGCUUCCGUGGUGCGAUACCCCCCUCCAUCUCGAGACCAAGUCGAUCCAGGAACGCCUUGCUGCCGUCAAUCGCGCCGGGUACCUCACCAUUAAUAGCCAGCCACGCGUGAACGCGGCGCCGUCGGACGAUCCCAUGUUUGGGUGGGGCGGCCCCGGUGGCCACGUGUACCAAAAGGCGUACGUCGAGUGCUUCGUGUCGCCGGAAAACCUCAAGCGCAUCAUCGAGAAAUGCAACAAGAUGAAACACGUGCAGUACCAUGCCGUCGACGUGCACGGCAACUCGUACUCGAACUGCGGCAAAGGCACGACUGCCGUCACGUGGGGCUCGUUCCCGAACAAGGAGAUCCUCCAACCUACGAUCGUCGACACUGACAGCUUCAUGGCGUGGAAGGACGAAGCCUUCAGCUUGUGGUUGUCCAUGUGGGCGUCGCUGUACAACGACGAGUCGCCUGCGCACGCCCUCAUCCACCAGAUCCGAGACACGUUCUUCCUCGUGAGCAUCGUUGACAACAACUUUGUCAACGGCAACAUUUGGGACGCUUUUGACGUGGACGUCACGACCUCCUCUGCCUCCGCUGCCGGCGCUUAAGUGAGCCCACCAGCGCGGGUUUCGACGUCGUGUCGUUUGGCGAAUGGCUCGAAGCAACCCCUCCUCGAUUUGGUUCGAGCAGGAUCCAUGCUUCUUCCCAUCUCCCCAUCUACCUCUCCACCGUCCCACCGUUAGAAUCCCUUAUACACCCAUGUUGUCUGGCGCGUGCCGUCGGCAUUCUUCCUGUUUCGCACGAAUUCCGUAUAAUUUCUCUUUAUCCGGAUACCUUGGCGGGGAAGUUUAAAAAUCCGAUUUCUGCAUUCUGCU